Messenger RNA from Aureobasidium pullulans EXF-150, 1950 nucleotides. RefSeq lists its product as uncharacterized. Gene Ontology annotation, molecular function: transcription cis-regulatory region binding; DNA-binding transcription factor activity. Bases 147 to 1772 code for a protein of 541 amino acids. The record is from RefSeq and is a predicted model, not a curated record. NCBI's taxonomy places the organism in Eukaryota, Fungi, Ascomycota, Dothideomycetes, Dothideales, Saccotheciaceae. Gene Ontology annotation, biological process: positive regulation of transcription by RNA polymerase II. Gene Ontology annotation, cellular component: nucleus. The transcript has 2 exons.
CCGAAGACAGGACCAAACGAGUCAGACUGGAUACUGGUGACGGCCCACCUCGCAGUCUUCCCCCUCUGUUUCCUCGACCUGGACUUCCGGAGCCUGUGGGAUCGUCCUUCUCACCAUAUGAUCAACCAUCUCCUGGAGCAAGUUAUAUGUCUGUAAACUCUGCACCUUCACCUCUUACCCCAGGUUCUUCUAGUGCUCAUGCAUCGCCCGGAUUGAGGAGGCUUUCUGUGAACUAUCUACUUUCAGGUCCUGCUGGAGACCAUGCUAGUCCUAGAUCAUCCUAUGAUAGAUUCGGUGGCUAUCGCAAAGUCGAGGAUGGCUGUACAAUCUAUGGAUACGAUUAUGGGCUACCAGACCUGGACAUACCUAAGAAUGAUGACAACGGUGCUAUCAACCCACAGACACCUGCGGCAUCCAUGCAAUCGCCUAGUUUGUCUGAUGCUGCAUGGUCACCAUCACAACUCUAUGAGUCGCCAUUGGAGAAGCCUGCCUUUGAGAGAGGUGGAUAUUAUGCUCGUCCUGUACCGAUACGAAUACCUUUGGAGCUCGAACCUUUACCCGCUCAACUCUCCGACAGUCCGAUGAACUUGAUAUACUUCCAUCACUUUUUGAACCACACCGCUCGUAUCUUGGUACCUCAUGAUUGCCCUGACAAUCCUUUAAAGUCCACACUCCCACGCAUCGCCGUACGCAAUCCAAAUCUACUGAAUCUCCUCCUCGCCUACUCAGCAUCCCACCGUGCCCGCCUCCUGUCUCAUCCAGAACCGGCAAAUCGCAUAGCAACCUGGCUCCGCGAUGUCUUCCCUUCCCUCCGCCACUCCCUCUCCUCAAACUCACCUAUUUCCAACGCCACCCUGACCACCGCAAUCAUGCUCGCCUCCCGCGAAUGCAUAAAUCCGGACAGCCUUGACGUUUCUAUCCCAUGGCAACAACACCUCAGCAUAGCACGCCAAAUCAUCAUUUCCAGAGGAGGCUUGAAAGACAAAGGCGACAAUGGAGAUCCAUUUGUCAAUUUCCUGGCUAGAUGGUUUGCAUAUCUCGAUGUCAUUGGCAGUUUGAGCGGAUUUAGGAAUGAAGCGCCAUUGGAUGAUUGCUACAUGUCUUUUGAUCACGACGACGACCAUUCCGACGACGCGUAUGGUUUCACCAUCGAUUGCUUUUUCGGGUUUACGAAUUGUUGCAUCAGUCUAUUAGCCCGUGUGGCCAGAUUGGCCAGACAAUGUGGCGCCCAACGUAUCGAUGAAGAAGGCAAUAUCGACAUUCAUUGGCAACCCGGGAGUGAGAUAUUAGAGCAGGCUGAGUCGUUGAAGGAGGAAUUGAGUCAUUCGCGCCAUCACAUUCAACGAGGAUGUCGACAUUCCAACACCGGCACUGAAGAAGAUCAAACACACUCCGAGCGCACUCGUCUGGAACUUCAAGAAAUGGUCUCGGUCAACGAAUCUUUCCAUCUCGCCGGCCUGAUACACCUCCACCGCCGCGUCUUCUGUCUUCCCUCUUCCUCGCCUGUGAUCCAGGAAAAUGUCAAACUGGUCUUGAAAGCGCUUUCCGGUGUUCGCAGAGGAGGUACCGCGGAAUCUUCCCUCUUGUUCCCCAUGUUUAGUGCUGGGUGUGAAGCUACGGAUCCAGCAGACAGAGAAGCCAUCUUGGAAAGGUUGAAAUUGGUGGAAGGGUUGGGAAUGACUUAUGUGAGGAAUGCACGGAAUCUCAUGGAGAAGAGUUGGGAGACGGGGAAAUCUUGGGAGGGUUUGGUGAAGGGGGAGUUUUUGGGGUAGAGAGAAAAAUAUGGCGAGAUGUGUACAUGUGUCUCUUCGAGCAUGUAGGAGAUGGCUGAGUGUGUUAGCUCUGAGUAUUAAGCAUUCUAAAAGCGAUGAAAGGUGUACUGGGUGACAAGAUCUCGCCGGCAUGUGGGAGCGAGAAUUGGUCCACAGAUCACCUCACCAAGGCAUCCCC